UACAACNUAACAGAACUCUCUCAGUCGAGUAACAUGCGGUUCAUGCAGUUCAGGGCUCACGACAAGUACGCCCUUCAUCUAAGCAAAAUGGAAAAGAGGGAAAAGGAGAGAGGCUCGCACAUAUCGUACAUGUUUCGAUUGCCCUUCGCUGCUGGCAGUGUUUUUAGUGCCUCCAUGCUAGACACACUCCUGUACCAAGCAUUCGUCAAAGACUACAUGAUAACGUUCGUCAGAUUGCUCUUAGGCGUGGAUCAAGCGCCAGGCUCCGGCUUUUUAACAUCGGUAAGAAAUCUUCAGUCCAUUUACCAGGGCGACUCAGACGCAGAGAGCGACGCCGGCGUCGGCGUGACGUACAAGGUGCGUCAUUCGGCGGCAGCCUCGUGCCUUGCGAAUUGCGCGACGCGCGACAAGGGUGCAUCAGCCUACUCGGUGAGCCUCGGGGACGAGGCGCGGGACAACCACGCUCAGCAAAUCGAGAGGGCGGAGAUCGCAAACCUGGUCCGUUCACGGAUGGAGUCCUUGAACCUGCCGGUGGCCGAUUACGACGACGUCUCGGAGAAGCGUAACAGCCUCUCCUACGUCAUAAUCAACCCAAGUUGUGACCUGAAGCUCGAAGAGGGCGAUAUCAUUUACUUAGUCCGACCAAGCCCAUUUUCAGCGCAGAAGACGUUCGAGCGGCACAACUCACGGCGGAAGAGCAACAUCAGCUUCUGUUCCGCUCAGCUGGUGUCCCAGGUGGCUUCAGCCGGGUUACCGGGCGCCGGGCCAGGAAGCCGCCGCGGUUCGGGCAUCGGCCUGCCCCGAGCGCCACCAUUGAGCAACACGAAGUCGAACUCUCUGUCCCUGCCGGACAGCCCGACUGUGGCCGGUGCGCUUCGAGGACGAUCGAAUUCUCUGAGAGUCGUCGACGACAUACUCCUCAGGCGCAGUAACUCGUUGCGGCAAGGUUUGACGGGUAUCAGUAGGAGAAAGAGCAGCCUGGAGGACAUCGGUUUGGCCGCCCUGUCGUACCCGUCGAAUCACAACCCGAUUAAAAUCGCGUUGAACGGAUCUAUCGGGUUAGAAGUGACUCCGCCUGAGGAGGGUUCGCUGACGGGUGGUGCCAGUAACACAGGGAUCCUGGACGUCGGUCUCCCUUCGAUGCCGGAGUUGACCGCUGCUCUGAGGUCGAACAUGGACCCGGUUCUAGGCGGAUCUCUCGGUGGACUGUACGACCCGCCGAGUCUGCCGGGUCCGAUGGGCCCGCAGUCGCCGCAGAUCCAAUCUGGCACGCAGGACCCGCAACAUAUACAGGGGACGAUCGUAUGAUAUAACCUUAUGUGGGGACGCAGGCUCUCCGGCGUGGUUCGAAACAAAUGGCUGUAGCGUUCCCACAUGACACGUCAAGAUCACACGGCGCGGUGCUGCCGGGGUCACUUCAAUCAUCGACGAUUUUGGUGGGAUUAGUAUUUACGGAGUCUCGCGAAGGGGAGAUGUCGCGGAGGAGGGCCGGAGAGCGAGUCGUUUCUUUCAGUGAGAGUGUAUGAGAAAGGGGACUGUACUUGCUGCAGUGGACAGGUUCAAAACGAAUUUUUUACUAUGUUCCACUUUCGGUAGUUUCAGUUUAGCUUAGCGGCGUGGUUCGAUCGAACCGUCGGGGACCUAACGCGGUAUCGUAGAGUCGUGACUGUGAUACGAUAGAACGCUGAAUUCCUUCGUUUCGAGCUCUAGAGUGAAGCUGGACGGUUAUUUCUCGGACAAAUUAUUAUUAUUAUUAUUAUUUGAACGAGUCGUUCUUCCUCUGCAAGAGUUUGAUGAUUCCUUCUGUUACUAUUUUACAAAGUGUCCAAAAACUAAUGUAAGAUAUUGAAAUGGGAGGUUCCUGACGUAAUUUUAAACAACAUUUUUUUUAGCGAAAAAGU
Messenger RNA from Ceratina calcarata, 1901 nucleotides. RefSeq names its product potassium channel subfamily T member 2-like. The record is from RefSeq and is a predicted model, not a curated record. NCBI's taxonomy places the organism in Eukaryota, Metazoa, Arthropoda, Insecta, Hymenoptera, Apidae. Gene Ontology annotation, biological process: potassium ion transmembrane transport. Gene Ontology annotation, molecular function: intracellular sodium-activated potassium channel activity; outward rectifier potassium channel activity. The annotation marks the transcript as partial. Gene Ontology annotation, cellular component: plasma membrane. The transcript is spliced from 4 exons.